Trametes versicolor FP-101664 SS1 is the source of this 717-nucleotide messenger RNA. Its product is annotated as NAD-P-binding protein. The record is from RefSeq and is a predicted model, not a curated record. The transcript is spliced from 5 exons. The coding region runs from base 1 to 717 and encodes 238 amino acids. Lineage: Eukaryota; Fungi; Basidiomycota; Agaricomycetes; Polyporales; Polyporaceae.
AUGACCGACACCCAACGAGUUUGGCUUAUUACCGGUGCUAGUCGCGGCAUCGGUCUCGAGAUCGUCAGACAGCUCUCGGCGUCACCGAACAACACCAUCAUAGCCACCUGUCGCAGUCCCCCUUCUACAAACGCUCUAAAGGCGCUUGGCACCUCGACCAAGGGCGCGAUGCACAUCGUUGCUUUGGAUACCGACGACCGUCAGUCCGUCCAGGCUUCCGCCGUCGAAGUAGCAACGAUUCUCGGGAACAGAGGGGUAGACUACCUCAUCAAUAACGCUGGAUUUAACCCUGGAGGUUACGACAGAGCGUUCACUAUGGAACUCGACAACAUGGUGCGCGUCUUCAAGACUAACGUCGUCGGCUCCGCACACGUCGCCCAGGCCUACCUCCCGCUAGUGGAGAAGAGCACCGCGAAGACGAUUGUGAACGUUUCGAGCACACUCGGGAGCAUGGGUAGCGAGCUGGGCGAGCUGUACGCAUCGUACUCCAUCUCCAAGGCUGCACUCAACAUGUUGACGUACAAGCAAUGCCGGGAUCGACCGGACCUCACUGUUAUAUCCAUGUGCCCCGGACACCUCAAGACUGAUGGAGGUGGCGAGAACGCAAAGCUGGAGGUAUCUGUAGGCGUUGCGGGCGUCCUAAAGGUCAUCAAGUCGCUCACCCUCGGGGAUUCCGGGAAGUUCUUCCGUCACUCCGGGGAGGAGGUACCUUGGUAA